Trematosphaeria pertusa is the source of this 570-nucleotide messenger RNA. RefSeq lists its product as uncharacterized. The record is from RefSeq and is a predicted model, not a curated record. NCBI's taxonomy places the organism in Eukaryota, Fungi, Ascomycota, Dothideomycetes, Pleosporales, Trematosphaeriaceae. The transcript has 2 exons. The coding region runs from base 1 to 570 and encodes 189 amino acids.
AUGGCCCUCGAGCUUUUCAUUCCUCCCUGUGUCCACAACCCACCUCAUCGCCUUCAUUCUCCGCCUCCUGAACAGCCACUGAGAAUUCAAAUACAAGGGCCGCUGGAGUCCAUACAUAAGCUCCUUCCGAACGAACUUUGGCAUCCGAUCGAGCCUUUUCCCCAGCCUGGGGGACUGAAGCUUGCCACGCUUACACAUUGGGCAUUGUAUGGGGGGGAGAAGGCAGAUGACGCUCUGGCCGUGCGAGAUGAGUAUUUGGCGUGGGCAAUGGAAGGAAGGAGACCGUUAAACCACAUCGACUACUAUGGAGUUACGUUCGACCACCUCGUGCCGGCCGAUGAUCCAAACCCAGAAGUGCUAGCCCUCAGCAUCAUUGAAGUGGAUAAUGACGGAGGAGCAUUUGCCAACAAAUAUCUUCUGUUCCCAGUAGAUCCGACAGAAUACACAGGGAAGAAAGUCCUUGUCGUGCCGAGAUGUUGUCAGGUCAAGAAAGGCACGCAAGAUCGCGAGCGAUGUAACAGCUUGGUGGCUGAGAGGGAUAACGAGAUCCGGAGAAGUUCGCGGAGGUGA